UCUCUCUUUCUAUUUCUUCACUCCUUUCAUAGUUUCACUUCCACUCUCUCUUCAUUCAUCCUCAAACCCUAAUCUCCAUUAAAACUUCUUUUCCUCUAAAAACCAAAACUUAUUUCCCAUAUUUCCUUUCAAAACAAUGCUUAAAUCAUCCAUACUAAUCCCAUCCCUCACACUCCUAAUCUCAAUCCCAAUCCUCUUCUUAUUAGCACCAAAAAUCCUCCCAACACGCCAAAUCUCGAUAUCCGUGUCGGAGGAGCUCGAAGAUCUAUCUCUAUUCCAAAAAGCAAUAUCCGCCGAAACAUUUUCCCCAAAAUACCCUUCCCGUAACAAACUCAAACUUGGGUCCACUACAGUUCGACCACCCAAAAUUGCAUUUUUAUUCCUAACAAAUUCAGAUUUAAAAUUCUCAUCAUUAUGGGAAAAAUUCUUUAAUACCACAAAUGGGACCCCCCACCACUCACAUUUAUACAACAUUUACAUACAUGCUGAUCCAUUUAUUAAAAUUACACCAUUAAGUGGCGUUUUUAAAGAUAGAUUAAUUCAAGCUAAACGUACUCAACGUUCAUCACCUACAUUAAUCUCAGCAGAAAGGAGAUUACUAGCUCAUGCAUUACUUGAUGAUCCAUCAAAUUACUAUUUUGCCCUUAUUUCACAGCAUUGUAUACCAUUACACUCUUUUAAUUAUUUUUACAAUUUUUUACUUGAUACCCAAAAAUUGUCUAGGAAAAUGGAGUUUCCUAGUUAUGUUGAAAUAUUAGAUGAAUCUGAUUCAUUAUUAAAAAGGUAUAAUGCUAGGGGUAAAGGUGUAAUGUUACCUGAAGUUAAGUUUGAUGAGUUUAAGGUUGGUUCACAGUUUUUUGUACUUACAAGAAAACAUUCUUUAAUGGUUAUUAAAGAUAGGAAAUUAUGGAGGAAAUUUAAGAAAACAUGUAUAGAUGUUCAGUCUUGUUAUCCUGAAGAGCAUUAUUUUCCAACUUUGUUAUCAAUGGAAGAUCCAAAUGGUUGUACUAAGUAUACAUUGACAAGUGUUGAUUGGACUGAUAUGGUUGAUGGUCAUCCACAUACUUAUCAUCAAAGUGAAGUUUCAAGACAGUUGAUUUAUGAUCUAAGGAAGUCGAAUUCAAGUUAUGAUUAUAUGUUUGCAAGGAAAUUUUCAGCUGAUUGCUUGAACCCUUUGAUGGAAAUUGCUGAUUCAGUGAUUUUCAAGGACUAAUUCUUGGUGAUGAUGAAGGCUGAAGACAAAUCAAAGGCAAAACCUUUGAUGAUGUUGUGAAGACAAAGAAUUGGUUGUUGUAGGAGUAACACGUGUGGGAAUGAGGUUUUUUGAAGGGUUUGUUAAAAAUAUGCCCUCAAACCAAGUAAUCCCCGAAGGAGAGUAUCCAACUCAAAGCUUGGAUGAGCUUUCAAAGAAAGCAAUGGACAGCCAGGUGUUAGUAGUAGUAGUAGUCGUC
This is a messenger RNA of Lycium ferocissimum, 1451 nucleotides long. RefSeq names its product glycosyltransferase BC10-like. The record is from RefSeq and is a predicted model, not a curated record. NCBI's taxonomy places the organism in Eukaryota, Viridiplantae, Streptophyta, Magnoliopsida, Solanales, Solanaceae. The transcript is spliced from 2 exons. Gene Ontology annotation, cellular component: membrane. Gene Ontology annotation, molecular function: glycosyltransferase activity. The coding region runs from base 137 to 1213 and encodes 358 amino acids.